AUGUAUGUCUACCACCCGCCAGGUAAUCCGUCUCUGGGUUCGUGGGAUCAAUUUGAUAACGGUGAACCACUUAAACAUUCUACAAGUCCCGGCAAAAAGGAUACCCAUCUUGCUGAGUUCUCCGAUGUUCCGCCGUUGCUGGUCGAUAGUCGUCCAACGGCAGUGAAGCAAACUGUUCCGCUGUUGGCGCUGAAAUCUCCGUGUGGCCCACCCCCACAGCCUCCUCCCCGUCCUCAACAAAGAGGGCAUACCCGAAGUGCAAGUUUGGACAUGGUGAAAAACAUUCAACUCGCACAGAUUGGAAUGACUCUGUCCUCCGCAGAUCGGCGGCCUUCUGACUCAACAACUGUAGCUACAGAUUACUCGACUGGUUUAUCCAUCUCCGCUUCGAUUCCCACGGCGCCUCCUCCACCAGUUCCGCAACGAGUUUCUCCUCCUGCACCUAUUCCUCGAAAAAGCAGUACUGCGGAAGCUCAAACAGAAGGGCGCUACGUGGACGAGAAGGAUGUGGAGCAGUUUAUUGCUCAGUUCGAUACACAAAUAGCUGACCUCCUUGGAGAGGAAGAAGAUGCAACACUUGGGAAAGGAGUGGAGCGUUGGGCUCGAAGAUGUGAAGGUCUUCGUGCACAGAAUGCUGAGCUUGAAGCUGAAAGGGCUCGAAUGGCUCAGGUUAGAAUCCAACUAGAAUUACGCCUUCAAGAAAUGGGAGAGGGGAGCUGUAAGGGGCACAAACCCACAUCACUCUGA
Messenger RNA from Cooperia oncophora, 747 nucleotides. Lineage: Eukaryota; Metazoa; Nematoda; Chromadorea; Rhabditida; Trichostrongylidae. The record is from the annotation of a GenBank genome assembly.